CGCAACCUGACUUGGGGCGGGUCUGUGUCUGAUGUAUUACAAUUACAUCACCACCACCGAUCAUUACUCACAUGCGGUGAAAUUGGGUGAAUGUAUUUUUUUUCUUAGGCGAAUAAUAACGUGAUUUUGUACCCUGCAACGCUGUUUUUUUUUUUUGUUUGUUUGUUUUUUUGAGAGGAGUGCAGUGCACACAGAAGGAAGGACACAAUUUGAGUCAUGAGGGACAGACUUGACCACCUCCGGGAUGUAUCAGUGUCUAAUGAGAGUGUUGCGGAGUAUGAAACUGGCCAAACUCUCCCCCCUUCAGAAAACACAACCCAUGAUGAUCCUCCUCAAGAUAGGCCUACCAGCAACAACCCUGACAUGGAAGCUGUCUUUGAUGAGGCACAAGAGGCUCGGCGUCAGAUUCAGUACAUCAGUCUGGAAGUGAAGUGUCUCAGGGAACGAAACUCACAUAUUUUUACUGGUGCAGUCGGUUCUAGUGCUUCUAAUACCUUCUGUGACUCUGAUGCUAUCGCUGCUGGCAUUAAAACCAGUGGGCAGGAGAUGCUUGCGCACCUUCGCAAAAUGGAUUCCCACAGGAAAGAGUUAGAGGAAAAGUAUGGCUUCAAUUCAACAGUGGCGAGAAUCGCCCGAACACAGUACGCCAGCAUAAGCAACAGUUUCAGAGAUACCAUGGUGGAGUACAACGAUGCGGAGAUGAGCUACAGAGAGUCCUGCAAGGCAUACAUUCAACGGCAGAUGGAAAUUGUGGGGCGAGAGGUCACGGGUGACCAGAUCGAGGAGAUGCUGGAGAGCGGUCAGUGGAACGUUUUCAGUGAGAACAUGGUUUCAGAAGGGAAAACUGUACGGUCUGCACUCAUACAGAUUGAGAGCCGUCAUACAGAACUGCUACAGCUGGAGAGACGCAUUCAGAGCCUUCAUGAGGUUUUUCUGGAUGUGGCCUUGCUAGUAGAACAGCAGAGCUCGAUGAUAGACUACAUUCACACCAAUGUUCAGUCAACGGAGGUGGAGGUCAAGGAGAUCCUUGUGAAGCUGGAGCGAGCCAAGAGACACGAUAGGAGCAACCCGUUAAAAAAAAUGUUCUUCUGGAAACGAUGACAUGGCCACAAAUAUCACAGUUCAAAAGAAAUACACUAAGUGAUCUGAUUUUUUUUUAUUAUUUUUUGUAUUACCAUUUUAUAUUUGUUGCUAUGUUUUUUUUAGGCAUUCAUCUUCUGAAGGAAAACACACAUAAUAGUAAUUUUGUGCAAGACACUGAUAUCCAAUACAUAUCUCAGAAGUAUCACAAAUAGUGAAAUUUGUGCAUUUUUACAGUUGGCUGUUUUGGCAAAUACUUUUUUUUUAGUUUGACAUUUUAAAUGAAGUUUUUAUUCUUGGGAUGGAAUGACUAGUUGUGAUGAUGGAUCUCUCGUGUAUACAAAAAUGUUAUCAGCUGUAUCUCAUUCUGUGUGGAUUCAUUCAUUAAAAGUUUCUUGGCAUAAA
This is a messenger RNA of Pimephales promelas (fathead minnow), 1485 nucleotides long. RefSeq names its product syntaxin 11b, tandem duplicate 2 (gene stx11b.2). Gene Ontology annotation, molecular function: SNARE binding; SNAP receptor activity. Lineage: Eukaryota; Metazoa; Chordata; Actinopteri; Cypriniformes; Leuciscidae. Gene Ontology annotation, biological process: intracellular protein transport; synaptic vesicle fusion to presynaptic active zone membrane; exocytosis. The record is from RefSeq and is a predicted model, not a curated record. Gene Ontology annotation, cellular component: synaptic vesicle; endomembrane system; plasma membrane.